Molecule: messenger RNA, 609 nt
Organism: Monoraphidium neglectum
Lineage: Eukaryota; Viridiplantae; Chlorophyta; Chlorophyceae; Sphaeropleales; Selenastraceae
Product: putative RNA-binding protein
Exons: 4
Coding region: 1-609 (202 amino acids)
Biological process (GO): maturation of LSU-rRNA from tricistronic rRNA transcript (SSU-rRNA, 5.8S rRNA, LSU-rRNA)
Cellular component (GO): nucleolus
Molecular function (GO): RNA binding
Source: RefSeq, a predicted model, not a curated record
AUGGGCAGCAGCAAAAAGCGGAAAGCGCAGCAGGAUGCGGCGGAGGAGCGCGAUGACACGCUACCGAGCACAAGCGGCGGCGGCGGCGGCAGCAGCGGCGGCGCAGAUGGCGGCGACCUCAGCAGUGUGGUUUACAUAGGGCAUUUGCCCCACGGCUUUUAUGAGGACCAGUUGCUGGGCUUCUUCAGCCAGUUCGGCCGCCUCUCCCGCGUCCGGGUGUCGCGCUCCAAGAAGACAGGCCGCGCGAAGCACUACGCAUUCCUUGAGUUCGCGGUCCCCGAGGUCGCGCGCAUCGCGGCCGAGGCGAUGGACGGCCACUUCAUGUUUGCGCAGCGGCUGUCGGUGCGGUGCCUUAAGCAGGGGGAGGUGCACCCGCUGCUGUUCAAGGGCGCGAACCGCAAGUUCAAGCAGGUCCCCUGGCGCAAGAUCGAGGCCGAGCGCCACAAUCGGCCACGCACGCCGCAGGAGCACGCCAAGCGUGUCGCGGUGCUGCUGCGGCGGGACCGCAAGCGGCAGGCCAAGAUAGCAGAGGCAGGGAUAGACUAUGAGUACGACGGCCUCGCCGCGGCGCUGCCUGGCAAGGCCAAGAAGAUCAAGUUUAGCGAUUGA